Molecule: messenger RNA, 3870 nt
Organism: Eriocheir sinensis (Chinese mitten crab)
Lineage: Eukaryota; Metazoa; Arthropoda; Malacostraca; Decapoda; Varunidae
Exons: 6
Coding region: 56-1177 (373 amino acids)
Source: RefSeq, a predicted model, not a curated record
AGAUGUUCACGUGGAUAUGUGUUAGUGUGUCAGAGGCAGUGCACGGAGAGGCAGGAUGGAGCAGCGGGAAGUAAAGUACAUCAAAGUGAGGGCAUGGCGCGACGACACCGACGACGAGGAGGAGGAGGAGGAUGGAGUAGAGGUAGAGGAGGAGGAGGAGGAGGAGGACUUCUACAGCAGCCACAAGUUUGCUAUUGGAUACAACGAAUUGCAGGCUCGUUGGGGGCCACGCGUGCCUCCCACCUCCACCCAAGUGCCUCACCACACCACCUAUUCCUCACAGCCUCACCUCUCCACCCUCUCCCCACAGCCUCACUUCCCUUCACAAACCCCAAACCAAGAAUCACGUAGAAAAUCCCUCCAUCUUCCUCUCGAUUCCCUUCGUCACCUCCCAUCAUCUUCCCUCCCUUCAUCCUCCCCAUGCACCUCCUCCACCUCCUCCUCCUCCUCCCCAGACAGCUCCUCCCCCUUACUCCUAUCAAUUCCUUCAUCCUCACCUUUCCUAGACUCCUCCUACUCCUCCACCUUCUCAACUCUAAGCACCCCAACCUCUACCUCCUCUUCCUCUUCCUCCUCCUCUACGCCAUCUUCAGACAGCGACUUCAGAGAGGAAAUCAGACUUCUUAAAGAGGGUUAUGGAGGAGGGGAGAGGGAGAGGGAGAGGCAGGGAGAGAGGGAGGGGUCGGGCAGGUUAGUGAAUGUGCUUCGCCAGGUGAUACGCGAGACACUCUCCCACACACACCUGAGAAGACGGCGUAAGCACCAAUCACAGCACGCGUCGCCUAAUGAGCAGGUGGCCGUGUUGGAGAAUGAGCUGGAGGCGUACCGUGUGUUAAGCCGAGCCAAGAAGGAGGCGGCGGACCUACUCAAACACGAGCUUAUGGCAGUUCUGUACGAGCGUGUGAUGGCCCAGGAGGAGCAGGACCAGCUAAGGCGACAGCUGGAGGGAGAAAUCAUGAGCCUGGAGUACCAGCUGCAUGUACAGACCGCGGCGACCCACCACCACCUGGCCACACUCGCCUCACAGCUGGACAGGGCCUUGGAAGAGAAACAAGUCCUUCUGCAGCAGCUCCACCCAUGCCUCUACCUCGCGUGCGGCUCUUCCACUCCUGACGAAGGUUUGGGAUCGGAUGUCUUACCUCCCGAAGGAUGUCUUAUACGCAGAAGGUCCUACUGACACACACACACACACACACACACACACACACACACACACACACACACACACACACACACACACACACACCAGUAAUAAUGACAGUAAUACAUGUGAAGAUAAUUAUUACAGGUAAACCUUUGUGAACAUAAUUAUCUUAAGAAGGCACGAAUGUUUCUUAAGUAUUAAGUGUGUGUAUAUAAUAAGUCUUGUAUUACUUAUGUUUGUCUGCUGUAUAGUGUAUUAUUGCUUACGAUAUUACAGCCUUAUGAUUAAUCUUGAUCAAAAUACUGCAAAUGUGUGUAUAGAUAAAUAAAGAUAUAUAUAAUGUUUUCUUGUUACUUUGAUUCUACUACUACUACUACUGCUACUACAACUGCUACCACUACUACUACUACCACUACUACUACUACUACAACUACUACUACUACUAUUACGUUUACUUUUAUGAUAACUCAGGGAAAAGGGAGAGGGAAAGGGUAAAUUGAAGGAGGAGGAGAAAAAGGAUGCGAAGGAAAGGAAAGGGAAAGGGUAAAAUGGAAAGAAAGGAUAGGAAAGAAAAGAUGGAGAGAAAAAGGAAAGUCGGAAGUGAAGGAUAGUAAGAAGAACAAGAACAAGAAGCACAAGAAAAAAAAAUGAAAAAGAAAAGGUGAAAACAAGAAUUAGGUAACCAUUAAUAAACACAGAAUAACAAACUAGUUCUUUAUUUCACUUUCAUCAUCAUCAUCAUCAUCUUCAGUAGCAACAAGAAUGACAACCAAAGCGUGAAUCGGCAAACAAGGAGAGAAAAAGAAAAAAAAAUAGAUAUAUUCAAACUCUCCGCUCUUGAGGUAAAUAAACAAAGUCGUGAUGUAUGAGGAGAGCAACACACACACAAACACACAAACACACGCAAAUAAUUAAAAAAUCAACACACGUAAGAGACAUAAGCAAUAAUCAUAUUAAUUAUGCAUUCAUAGACGCUACAAGGAACUCCACACCUCUUGGUCGAAUGCUCUAACUAGACUCCUUUUCCUGGUGCCCUUCACAACGAUAACUCUAACCAGCGCCAUUAAUACUUGGAACCCAGUCUUGGAACCCAGAAUAAGUAAUGUUCAUGGCACUUAUACAAAUAUAGAGGCUACAAAGAGCUACUCGACACCCCUUUUUUUGAUACCCUUGGCAACGACCACUCUUUCCAGCGCCAUUUGUACUUGGAACUACGAAUUAGUGAUGUUCAUGGCACUUAUACAAACAUAGAGGCUACAAAGAACCACUCGACACCCCUUUUUUUGAUACCCUUGGCAACGACCACUCUAAUCAGCGCCAUUAGUACUUGGAACCCAGUCUUGGAACCCGAAUUAGUGAUGUUCAUGACACUUACACAAAUAUAGAGGCACAAAGAACCACUCGACACCACUUUUUUUGAUACUCUUGGCAACGACCACUCUAAUCAGCGCCAUUAGUACUUGGAACCCAGUCUUGGAACCCGAAUUAGUGAUGUUCAUGACACUUACACAAAUAUAGAGGCACAAAGAACCACUCGACACUCCUUUUUUGAUACCCUUCACAGUGAUCACUCUUACCAGCGCCAUAAGUAAUGAAACCCAGUCUUGGAACCCAGAAUAAGUAAUGUUCAUGGUACUUACACAGACAUAGAGGAUACAAGGAACCACUCGACACCCUUUUAUUGAUAGCCUUCACAGCGGUCACUCUCAGCAGCGCCACGAAACUAGCUGCGUUAAUUCUUGGAACCCAGAAUAAGUAAUAAGAUGUUCAUGACACACUUUCCCGCCACUAAAUAAACAAACGCUGCGUCUCAUCAUUAGCAAACAGCAGCACGGGGAGAGGUCAUCAACCAAACAGCAUGACUCACUUGCGUUUAUUCCCCCCCCUACACACACACACACACACACACACACACGCUGAAGGGUCAAUAUGGGACGGAGAUGAGCACUGAGGACACGCGUAGCUACUUCGUAUGCCCCUAAACCCUCAACUUUACCGAUAUUUAUAGUGUGUUAUAUCGGGUCGUAUCUCCCCCUGAAAUUUACCUCUCUCUUUUGGCCUUGUUUUUUAUCUUCUUUUGUUCAGAGUAGCAUCUAGCGGGCUUUUUGUUGUUGUUGUUGUUGUUGUUAUAUAUUGCUGAGUUUUCUCCCUUGCUGUAAAAAAUAAUGCAAGCAAGGGUGCCGAAUGUUUUGUUUCUAGCCCGUACAUCAUCAUCACUAUCAUCAUCAUCAUCAUCAUCAUCAUCAUCAUUGUCAGUCUGUUUAUCAUGCCACCGACGUGUCCCUCUCUCAAACGUUUCCACCCGUCUCUGUCUUGUACCUCACGUUUCCAGUCUCAGUAUAAACGUUUCAAUUACUUCUUUCUACUUCUUAACCCCAUCGCGCCAUAUAAUUAGCGGCCUCCCCCCAAACAACGACCAGCCCAUACAUGCGUCCAUACAUACAUAUUUACAUACAUACAUACGUACAAAUACAUAUAAAUGACUAUACUAACCUGUGUUUCGGAAUGCAUACGAAGACACAUGGAUAAGGCCACAUGACACACACACACACACACACACACACACACACACACACACACACAGGAACACUAUACUUAACGUGACUAGCAAAGAUGACACAUUUUUCAUUAAAGGGAAAAUUAAGUUAAUAAUAAUACAUUGUGGUGCUUGUGAGAGAGAGAGAGAGAGAGAGAGAGAGAGAGAGAGAGAGAGAGAGAGAGAGAGA